AUGAUUAGUCCUAUAAGAAUUGCAAAACUGUUAGUCGAUCGAGUAACUCAAAAUCAAGGUCCACAUCGUCGGGGAACAAAAUCAAAUCCACAUGAGGAAGAAAUCAUCAAUUCCUUACUUAAGAUGAUCGAUGAUGUUUGCAACUGCACAUCUUAUCAAAUUGAAUCGGAUACCAGUCUCGAUUAUGAUGACGAAGAAGAAUAUGGUGAUUUCGAAGAUGAAGAUACCGACUCUACUGAUGAAACUGUUCAUCCUGGCUUUGAUGAAUCCACAGUGGACGAAAAUCUGAUGAUCAAAGCGAAUUUCAAAGCUCGAGAAAAUAUUUUGCCUGUUCAUGAUAGAGAUCUAAAACGAUGGGCACUAUUAAAAGCUACUGAAGAUUCAAGUUUUUUAUUUGAAGCAUCCGAGCACUGGUUGCGAGUGUUCAAACAUCGCCAUCGUAUUUGUUCCAGAAAAAUUACGAAAUUAGUAACUCGUCAUCAUGCAGAAGAUACUGAUGCUAUUAUUGAAUCUGCAGACUCAUUUGUACGUGCUGUUAAACAACAGAUGCAGAACUAUGCACAUGAAGAUAUUUUAUAUACCAAUCAGGUAGGAUUGGAGUUGAAGCUUCACUCCAGUAGAACCUUUUCGUAUGAGGGCGAAAAAAUUACUAUGAUACGUGUGAGGUCAAAAAAUGCUACAACACAUUCUUACACAGUUCAACCAAUGAUAUCUUUAGCUGGAAAAUUUGUCGGUCCUCUCUUUCUUUGUUUGAAGGAGCCAAAAGGAAAGAUGAGUGAAAGUGAGUUGAUCUGUUUUUCUUCUUAUAUGUAACACACUGAUUUAUAUUUCAUUAGAUAUAAAAACGAAAUUAUUUCCUGCUUCGAAUGUCGUUGUAACAUGCAGCUCUUUAGGAAAACUUACUAGUUCAUUAGUUGAAUAUUGGACAGAUCAUGUACUUCGUACGUCUGUACAAUCACAAUUUCUCUUACUGUCGGACUAUUGGCCUGGCCAAAGAAAUAUAGAUAUAUAUUCUGCUAUCAAAGGAUAUAAAAGGCUAGAAAUCCCUGCUCAUACUACAUCACGUAUUCAACCGUUUGAUGUUUUCUUUAAUAGACAGUGGAAAUUGAUUACUCGACGUCUUUUCAAUUAUGUUCAACUCGAUGAUAUUGCGAUUAAUUUGUCUGAAAGAAAUAAUAUAAUUCGUUUAAAUUCUCUCAUUCACAAUCAGUUAUCCUCACAUCUGUUCGCGCCUAUGAUAAAAUACGCAUGGUUUGCAUCAGGCUACAUAGACCAACAUCCGGGACCUUUUCAGACUGUCAAUGAUAUUUGCUUCGAUAUCGGCAGUAACUUCUGCGAACAGUCGAGCUGUAACUCACUCUCAUUUAUUUAAUGCAGCCAAUAUCGUAAAUUUCUUUGCUUUGAGCACUUUUUUGAAGCUUACCAUUUUCAUAAUUAAGCGCUUGACCUCUAUCUAUUGGAUUAAAUAACAUCGAAUAUAAUCCAUCGCAUAAAAUAAAACUACUAUCACGCUACUAUGAUUCAUGAUAAGAUAAAUGAAAUCUCAUAAGAGAUAGCUUUCUCAAAAAUAUUUAAAUUUUUAAUUCGUUUUUCUUUGCGAUUUCCUGUGGUGGUAUACAGUGAAAAUCAUUCUACUACGAGAAACUUGAAAAUUCGAUAUCUCGUGAUAGAAAAGCCAUGGGCCCAAAUCCUUUGGGAUUUAUCCUAGUCUAGAGGUCUUCUAUAUGUGCCAUAAAUAUGAGCUAAAACGGGAUGAAUCAUCUUGUGCGGUUCCCUCGUUAGUCUUUCUCAAAUUAAUAAAUAUUAUUGGCUGAUAUUUUGAUUUUUACCUGUGAAAAUAUCUCAAUACAAGCUAGGUUUUAACAUUUUUGUCUUUUGCCUUAUUCAAUCAUAAAUUAAAUAAAAGUAUAUGCAGCAAAAUUUUACUUAUAAAUCAAAGAGUUCAAUCAAUUUAAACGAUAUCUAGUUAAAUCGAAAACGAUUCCAAUUCACUAAUCAAAUUUAAUUUUUCAAAAGUAGUGUGUCUUAUUCUACAUGAAUCUUUCAUUAUUUUAUAGAGGUAAAAACUUGGAAGUAAAUACAUAAUUCAGACUCCAGAAUGAUAAUUACUAGAUUUUCAAGCAAAAACAACUGUUCUUCAAAGAAAUAUCGUUUGUAAAUUAUAAUGGGUAUUAAAGAGUGUGGGUGGUUGGGUGUGGAUGUGGAUGGGUGAGUGUGGGUGAGUGGAUGUGGGUGUGGACGGGUGGGUAUGGGUGUGGGCGUGGGUGUGGGUGGGUUUCAGGAAUAAGAAUGCCCACACCCACAACCACCUACACCCGCACCCACACCCUACACCCACACCCACAGUAUCAUUAUUAGUAUUUCUUGAGCGUGUGUGUGAGUGUGAGUGUGGGGUGGGUGUGGGGUGUGGGUGUGGUGUAGGUGUCGGUGUGGGUGUGUUGGUGUGGACGUGAAUGUGGGUGUGAGUGUGGCUCU
This is a messenger RNA of Rotaria sp. Silwood1, 2475 nucleotides long. The record is from the annotation of a GenBank genome assembly. Lineage: Eukaryota; Metazoa; Rotifera; Eurotatoria; Philodinida; Philodinidae.